AUGUCACAUCGAUUUGAGAUCGGGGUCCAUGUACUAUAUAAUCAAUGGAUGGUAGAGGAAAUUCAUGAAACUACACCCUCAAAUCGUAUUAAAAGGCCAUCAUAUUCAAAACUAGCCGAAUGGGUAAAAAUCGCAUGGGAAACUCUUGAUCCAAAUUUAAUUAAAAAUUCAUUUAAAUGUUGUAAAUUACUGUUGUAG
Messenger RNA from Funneliformis mosseae, 198 nucleotides. The record is from the annotation of a GenBank genome assembly. Lineage: Eukaryota; Fungi; Glomeromycota; Glomeromycetes; Glomerales; Glomeraceae.